This is a messenger RNA of Drosophila serrata, 732 nucleotides long. RefSeq lists its product as uncharacterized. Lineage: Eukaryota; Metazoa; Arthropoda; Insecta; Diptera; Drosophilidae. The record is from RefSeq and is a predicted model, not a curated record.
GGCUCUACAAAUCAUUCCAACGCUACAGCUCCGACUGGUAACAACACAAAAAGUAUUACUAAAUAUUCUAGCCGAACUCUGAACUAGUCACAAUGGGCGAAGAAGGAGCACCUACAACCGCGGCCCCGGCGAAGACGACAGCGAGUGGAGCAACCAUGAUGGCGGUCAGUCCGUGGUUGACCGCAGCCGUAGUUGCCGCCUAUGCGACCAAGGCCAUGUGGGUCAAGUUGCGCCGCGUGGGAUCAUCCACUCUGCAGAAGAAGCAGAAGGUCCUGAUGAACGAUCCUCCUCUAGAGCUGCAGGAGAAUGAAAACGUAUCAAAGGACCACGAGGCAGAGGCAGAGUCUGGAGAUGAGUUCGAGGGAGCUCCAGCUGUUGUGCAGGAUGAGAUGCUAAAGCACUUUGAAUCGGACGCCGGACCCAUUUCUCGAAUGAUCGAAUUGUAGCCUUCGUUAAUUGUUCAAAUCAAAGGAUGAAGACACAUCUACACUCCACGAAACACUAAACUACACACAACACACACACUCGAUGAUUAUUGUAAUGUUUGCGAUUUCCAAUAGGGGAAGAAAGCCAUUCAAGAGCAACCGCCUAAUAUGCGGGGGCCAUCAAAUUGUUAGUGUUCAAAAACAUACACUCCAAAUUCAUGACAUUCCGGUUUUGUAAUUAACUACCUGCUGCGAUGACAAGCUGUUAAUAUAUCUAGACUUUAACCUGCCGAAAACGUGUCCUACA